AUGGAGUGCCAUUAUGUUCCCCUUGAUGCCUUUGAUGCAAAUUCUCCCCGGGUCUUACCAGUCCCAGCCGGCUUCCCCGUCAUGAGGAUCGUCUUGGACAGCGACAGCGGCAGCGGCAGUUCUCUACCUUCCGAGCCACAACGCCCGCCGGAAAGCCUGACUCUCCCUUCAAAGUUUUCUCUGACCGACAACGAAAACCUGGUCGUCUUGGGCAAACCUAUAAAGAUGGAGAACGACAAGAUCACGCGCGCCGCUGAGGCGUUCACUUCGGCGACAAAACUUAACGAGGCCGGCAAGUCCGGCGACGACCGCGAGGUCGUCAACACGACCACUACCGCCGGCAACCCCGCCAACCCCGCCAGCAAAAAGAACAAGAAGAAGUCGGCCAAACAGGCAGCUUCUUCUUCAGCGGUCGGCGAAAGCGCCACUACGGUCAAGUCGGAAGACGGGGCAAAGAGUCCUGCGGCGGUCACCCGCGAGAUGUGGUCCCAAAUGCGGGCGCUGCUGGAAGGUAGCGAUGAUUCGGCCAACAGCACGGCAAAUCGCGCCCUUUUCAAAGAGAUGUUCGCCCGGGCUUCCGAACAUGCGGCGCACAGCGCAAAGGCUGGCGCCCGCCCCGGACCCGUCUGCGGGAAUCCGGUCUGUGGCGCAUUCGGCCACACCCUUGCGGUUUGUCCCGUCCCCACCAGCGAGGAGGGCGACAUGGCUGGUUGCUUCUUUUGUAACGUGGUGAACCACGAUGCAGACGAUUGUCCGAUGAUGGAGUGGGUUUCGCCAGCCACGCUGGUCACCCACCUCAUCACGAACCGCGCCGGGAUGCCGCCUUGGGACACGCGGGUUGAUUGGGUGGCCCUCGCCAUCGGGGAGUGGGACUUGUUGUGCUUCACACAACUGCCCCUCACCCGUGCAUUCGUCAGGGAGGAGUACAUACCCGGAAAGCGCUGGACGGAAGUGAAGGGCGUCUCUCCCAUCACCGACCCCCUUUUCGAGGACGCCGACCACAAGUUACUCAAGUCCCUCGCCAGGCCCAAGCGCGACGACACCAAAUGUAGCUGCCCGCUCAUGGAGGCAUCCCGAACUCUCUGCUACUGCGAGAACGGCUGCCUCGACGGCCUCGAACAUACCGUCUUCAAGAACAAGCUCAUCCGCAAGUAUAUCGCCGAGGUGAAACUCGAGUACAAGGUCACGGGCGGAACGUUGGCCGACCGCGAGCGCCAUCUUGCCGUGAGUCAGGCUCAGAUGGCCAAGAGGAUGCCCAAGAAAGUGACCAAAGAGCGCAAGGGCCGACGCGCCAUGAAGAAGGACGCCAUGGCCGCCGCCGCUGCCGAGGAGGAGCUUGCCAACCCCAGCGAAACGAAGAACGUCCCGGCCGAGAAAAAUGACCAGGUCGAGAAGGAAGAUGAUCCCCCUUCGGACGAGAAAAACCAAACAGACCUCUCCCAGCGGUUCAUUGAACUUGCCGACGCGGUCACCGGUGUUAUCAACAACCUUGAGAAAGGGAUUAAGGCAUGCCACAGCGCUCCUCUCCAAGCCUGA
Chaetomium fimeti is the source of this 1536-nucleotide messenger RNA. RefSeq lists its product as uncharacterized. The record is from RefSeq and is a predicted model, not a curated record. Lineage: Eukaryota; Fungi; Ascomycota; Sordariomycetes; Sordariales; Chaetomiaceae. The transcript has 6 exons. The coding region runs from base 1 to 1536 and encodes 511 amino acids.